CAACCCAGACCAAAACUAAGUGUUUCCGCCCGGUUUCGAACCGGGGACCUUUCGCGUGUGAGGCGAACGUGAUAACCACUACACUACGGAAACCGUGUGUUGACGCCUCCUACUCCCAGAGUGUCAGAACACCCACAAGUGCCAGAGUCGCUGUGUGCAAUACUUUGCAGUUAUGAAGUGCAUCUCUGAAGAAACUACUCACACAGUUUGAGUGGCACAGACCGUCUGGUAAACUGGCAUAGCAUACGGACGCUGACCUUCUCAGUCCCUUCUUCUACUGAAAUGGCUCUGAGCGGUAAAACUGCAGUAGUGACUGGAGCUGCGAUGGGAAUAGGAAAAGCGAUAACGGAGAUUCUUCUAAAAAAUGGUGCCAAGGUUGUACUUCUGGAUAUGAAUAAAGCCGCAGGGGAGAGUUUGGUCGAAGCCCUGAACAAAGAGUACGAACCAGAUAGAAUGCUGUUCAAGGAAUGCAACAUAAAAUCAGACGAGGACUUCAAAGCUGCCUUUCAGAAAGCCGUAGAAACCUUUGGAGGAAUCGACAUCUUGUGCAACAAUGCCGGCAUCUUCGAUGAGUCUGAGUGGGAGAAUGUGGUCUCCACAAACCUCGUGGGCUCUAUUAGGGGAACUUAUUUGGCUCUGGAGCACAUGAACAAAUCGAAGGGAGGUCAAGGAGGGGUCAUCAUCAAUGUUUCAUCCUUGGCAGGUCUUGGACCUUUGCUUACGGCUCCUGUCUACUCGGCUACUAAACACGGGCUGGUCGGAUUCACUCGAUCCGUUGCAGCUGCCUUUGCAACAUCAGACUAUGGUAUACGGGUCAAUGCUAUUUGCCCAGGUUUUGUUGAAACAAACCUGAUCUCUGAAAUCAAAUCUCAAACGGGUCAAUUUGCCCACCUGGUAGAUGCAAGACAUCACAUACGAGAGAAUCUUGGGGUGUUAACUGCAACCGAGGUAGCAGAGUGCAUCCUUGAGCUGGUGACAGAUGAGACCAAAAAUGGAGAGGCCCUCGUGGUCGUAAAGGACUCAAAAUUUUAUGUGACUUUCCCAACGCUGGAUAAGAGCAGCGACAAACCAUAAAAUCAUCAUGUCAGUAUCUGAUUUCAUUCUUUAAGUAUACUUGAAGUUAAAACACACAAAUAAAAUAAACAACAAACAAAAAAAUAUGCCUCAAACUAUGUUUUGUUUUGGUUUUGCCUCUCCCUGUAAGAUUUUUGGUAUUGUGUGUCAUUAUUCUGUACCUUGAAAAGUUUUGAAUGAAUUCUGGUAAAACUUUGUAAGUGUUUGGAGUGAGGUCAUGUUAACAACCUAUUAAAAUAUGGAUUACAUCCAACAA
Messenger RNA from Oreochromis aureus, 1330 nucleotides. Its product is annotated as 15-hydroxyprostaglandin dehydrogenase [NAD(+)]-like. Gene Ontology annotation, molecular function: oxidoreductase activity, acting on the CH-OH group of donors, NAD or NADP as acceptor. The record is from RefSeq and is a predicted model, not a curated record. Bases 283 to 1074 code for a protein of 263 amino acids. Gene Ontology annotation, cellular component: cytoplasm. The transcript is spliced from 8 exons. Lineage: Eukaryota; Metazoa; Chordata; Actinopteri; Cichliformes; Cichlidae.